Lactuca sativa (garden lettuce) is the source of this 837-nucleotide messenger RNA. Lineage: Eukaryota; Viridiplantae; Streptophyta; Magnoliopsida; Asterales; Asteraceae. The record is from RefSeq and is a predicted model, not a curated record.
AUGCCAAUAAACACACCCGGUACGCCCUAUUCACCCAUCACUCCAAAUUCCCCAAUUCCGAUCACGUCCCCAAGCACUGCUUCGAGCUCUACAGGCGGUGGUGCCCCAAAACGUUACCAGCUACUUAGAGACCUGUACGAGAACACAGAAGAAAAUCAGAUACCCACUGAAGAACUCAUGAUGAUACGCAACAAUGAAGAACCUGCAUCAUAUACAGAAGCAUGUAAGAAAAAACGAAUGGAUAAAGGAAGUUGUGAUCAAAGUAUUCAGAACUUCAAGAAAGAUAUGAGUGUCAAAUUCGAGAUGAGCGAUCUGGGUCUGUUGACUUACUACCUGGGUAUUGAGGUAAAUCAACAAAAUACAGGCAUCACACUGAAGCAGGAAGCAUAUGCAAAAAGUAUCCUUGCCAAGACUCGAAUGCUAGACUGCAAUCCCACCAAAAGCCCGAUGGAACACAAAUUGAAGCUAAGAAAAGAUGAAGAAGGAGAAUUGGUAAAUCCCACAGAAUACAGGAGCUUAGUUGGAGGACUAAGAUACUUGACACAUACCCGUCCUGACAUCACAUUUGUAGUUGGAGUAGUCAGCCGGUUCAUGGAAAAACCAACAAUAAAGCAUCUUCAAGCCGUAAAAACCAUACUAAGCCUUCUACACUUAAUGCUUCAUAAACACAUGGGAAAGUGUGCUUUCCUAAACUCAUAUAAGAUUCUUGGGAAAGCCUGUAAGGAAACUCCGAUUGAUGUUGUCAAUUAUCUCGUUGAUGCGAUGCAACUUCAUCAUGGAAAAUCGUUUCUUAUCGCACCAUACCUGCAAAGAUUACUACUACGCAUUGGGUCCUGA